UGAAUUUUCAUUGCGUCACUUCCUUGUAAAAUAAAACAAACGUAUAUGCGGUUUUGUGCUAUGGUUUAAUUUUUUUUUGUAAACAACUGCCUAUAUUUCGGUUUAGUAAAUCUCAUAUUUAAGGAAUAAUAGGUGUUCACUAUCAGGUUGUGGACAUGGAGCCGCCCAGUAAACCUGGCUCCAACCAGGUGGCCGAUGUGGUUUUUGUCAUCGAAGGGACGGCAAACCUGGGACCGUACUUUGAAUCACUGAGAAAAAACUACAUCCUUCCAGCUAUUGAAUAUUUUAAUGGAGGGCCCCCAGCAGAAACAGAUUUUGGUGGAGACUAUGGUGGAACACAGUAUGGUCUGGUGGUGUUCAACACAGUGGACUGUGCUCCUGAAUCCUACGUUCAGUGUCACGCACCAACCAGCUCUGCCUACGAGUUUGUUUCAUGGAUCGACAGCAUCCAGUUCAUGGGUGGUGGAGCAGAAAGCUGCAGCCUGAUUGCAGAAGGCCUUUCUGUGGCCUUGCAGCUCUUUGACGACUUUAAAAAAAUGAGGGAGCAAAUAGGUCAAACACAUAAGGUCUGCGUGCUUCUGUGUAAUUCUCCUCCGUAUCUGCUUCCUGCUGUGGAGAGCGUCAGCUACACCGGAUGCACAGCGGAAAGCCUGGCCAAAAUCAUCAGAGAUAGAGGAAUCCACUUUUCUGUGGUGGCGCCUCGAAAGCUCCCCGCUCUGAGGUCUUUGUUUGAAAGAGCGUCACCGCUGAACGGGGCGGUCGAGCCCCUCCCUGACUACAGCCAGGACCCCUUUCACAUGGUGCUCAUCAGAGGCAUCUCACUUCCUGUUUCCUCGGGUGGAGGACCCGGGCCGCUCAAACCUGUCCUCCCCCCUCUGCCUGGCACCUACCCUGUUGGUGCUUCGCAGGCCCCUCCACCCACAAACCCCAACCACAAUGCACAGAAUUUUCCCAACGCUCAGGUGGCUCCACCGAUGACCGUGGAGCAAUCCUACAAUAAACGCACACACGUUUCUCAACCAAAGAUGAAUCCACCCAACAUAUCAGCAGGUCCCACACAAGCCGUGCCACCGAUGCCCCAUCAGGUUCCCCCCAAUCAGCUGGUGCCGCCCCCGGGACAGCCGACACUCAGCCAGCAGCCUCAGGCGCCGCUUCAGCAACAGCAAUCGGCCAACCAGCCCACGGCGCCAUCAGGGCAGCCCAACAUGGCUGCCGGUCAAGGAAAUGCAAAUUCCAUUGUACAGCCCUCCAGUGUGGCAAACAAAGUCGUGGCGUGGACCGGCGUCCUGGAGUGGCAAGAGAAACCCAAAGCCUCGUCUAUGGAUUCAGCCACCAAACUGACCCGCUCCCUGCCCUGUCAGGUCCACGUUAACCAAGGAGAAAAUCUCAACACAGAACAGUGGCCACAGAAGCUCAUCAUGCAGCUGAUCCCACAGCAGUUACUCACCACCUUAGGUCCCCUGUUCAGAAACUCCCGAAUGGUUCAGUUCCUCUUCACAAACAAAGACCUGGACUCGCUGAGAGGCCUCUAUCGCAUUAUGGCAAACGGUUUUGCGGGCUGCGUCCACUUCCCCCACACCACCUCCCCCUGUGAAGUCCGCGUGCUGAUGCUGCUCUACUCCUCCAAGAAGAAAAUUUUCAUGGGCCUCAUCCCCAACGACCAGAGCGGCUUCGUCAACGGCAUCCGGCAGGUCAUCACCAACCACAAGCAGGUCCAGCAGCACAGAGCGCAACAAAUGGGUGCAUCUGGGGGCCCAAUGCAGCCUGGUCAAGUUCCCCCCAACCAGAACUUUCUUAACAGGGCCCCUGGUCCUAUUCCCGUUUCCCACGGUAACGUCCAGCCUCAGUCUGUGGUGGUGGGCAUGCCUCCUGUUAGUCAGGUCUCCAUUAUGGAGGAGCAGCAGAGACAAAACAACAUGAUGACAAUAAGAACAGCUGGACCAACCAAUCAGCAGUCAGCGGUUAGUGGAGCUCCGCCCAAUCAGAUGGUGCAGAAUACCCAGGCGCAGCCUCAGGGUCCCAUUCUUCGCCUCUCAACCCCAGGAGCCAACCCUCAGCUUCGCAGUCUCCUCCUGAGCCAGCAGCAGCCACAGCAGGGAGGGGUUCCUCACAUGCAGGGCAUGAUGUCUCACCAAGGCCUAGGACAACAGUUGGUCCACCAAGCACCAGGAGGGGGGGCUCAAAUGCAAGGCCAGUGGAGGCAACCCAUGCCAGGUCAGAUGCUGAUGGCCGGCGGGCAGAGAGGACCCGUGCCCCAGACUGGGAUGCAGCAAGUCUCCAGCGCCAUGGAGGACGACCUUCUCAUGGAUCUGAUCUGAAGGACUUCAGUUUUAGUUCCGGCCGCCUGCUUCAGACAUCUGCUCUGUUUCUUUCUUGGUUUAAAUGUUCGUCGUAAUCAAGAAAUGAAUCAUGAGUAGUUUCUCCUUUUUAUCCAGAGGCCUAAGCAGUGUCAGUUAAUUAAGGUCAGACAAUGUGAGCAUUAGAUUUUCAUGUAAAUGGUCAAACCGUGAGCACGCUAAUCCUUCAUGCUAAAACACUGGAUUCUUACAGUGGAAGCACUUCAUCGCCGGAAACUCCUCCUCUUUAUGUUUUAUACUUUGAUACCUAAACUGUUCUUUCUUAUUUGACUACAGCUGAAAAUUUACAAAUGUAUAUUUUUUGUUAUCUAUUAACUUGUUUUGAGAAUAAAAUCUAGGAGCCAG
Messenger RNA from Oryzias latipes (Japanese medaka), 2702 nucleotides. It is a transcript of the gene med25, whose product is annotated as mediator complex subunit 25. Gene Ontology annotation, cellular component: transcription regulator complex; mediator complex. Lineage: Eukaryota; Metazoa; Chordata; Actinopteri; Beloniformes; Adrianichthyidae. The record is from RefSeq and is a predicted model, not a curated record. Gene Ontology annotation, biological process: positive regulation of transcription by RNA polymerase II.